Messenger RNA from Indicator indicator, 1335 nucleotides. It is a transcript of the gene CARNMT1, whose product is annotated as carnosine N-methyltransferase 1. The transcript has 8 exons. Gene Ontology annotation, molecular function: S-adenosylmethionine-dependent methyltransferase activity. The record is from RefSeq and is a predicted model, not a curated record. Bases 1 to 1335 code for a protein of 444 amino acids. NCBI's taxonomy places the organism in Eukaryota, Metazoa, Chordata, Aves, Piciformes, Indicatoridae.
AUGUCGGCCACGUGCGCCGUGUCCCGUAAAGCACAGCCGCCGCCGCCAGGGCCCCCGGGUGAGAGGGAUCCGCCGGCCAAAGCGAUGCGCAAGGGAUUGCGGCAGGGUCACGAGGAGGAGCGGGAGCAGAUGCUGUGGCCAGGAGAGAGCGCCGGCGGCGGGAGUGGCGAUCCCGACGUGGAGCAGGCGGCUUCAAUGAGCGACGAGCGGCGGAGGCGGCAGCCUCAAGAGCCGAGGGCGUUGGCAGCGGCUGCCAGGGCAGCGACGGUGGAGGAGGAGGAACGUCUGGAGCGGGAGCACUUCCGGAGGAUCAUCAACGCCUUCCGAUACUACGGAACGAACAUGCAUGAACGAGUGAACAGAACAGAGAGGCAGUUUAAAUCUCUCCCAGCUAAGCAACAGAGUCUUCUUCCACAAUUCCUUCCUCACCUUGACAAGAUUCGGAAGUGCAUUGAUCAUAAUCAAGAGAUCCUGCAGACCAUUGUGAAUGACUGUGUUCAUAUGUUUGAAAAUAAAGAAUAUGGAGAAGACGGAAGUGGAAAGAUUACACCAGCUUCAACAUUUGACAUGGAUAAACUAAAAUCCACUUUGAAACAAUUUGUGAGAGACUGGAGUGAAGAGGGAAAGCCUGAGAGAGAUUCCUGCUACCAGCCAAUUAUUAGUGAAAUUGUAAAGAACUUUCCAAAAGAAAGAUGGGAUUUCUCCAAAGUUAAUAUCCUGGUACCUGGUGCUGGGCUAGGUAGAUUGGCGUGGGAAAUAGCUAUGCUCGGUUAUGCUUGCCAAGGAAAUGAAUGGAGCCUGUUUAUGCUCUUUUCUUCUAACUUUGUACUCAACAGAUGCUCUAAAAUUAACUCAUGUAAGCUUUAUCCCUGGAUUCAUCAGUUUAGCAAUAACAGAAAAUCUGCAGAUCAAAUACGUCCAAUUUAUUUCCCUGAUGUUGAUCCUCACAGUCUUCCUUCCGGUUCAAACUUCUCUAUGACAGCAGGAGAUUUUCAAGAAAUAUAUUCUGAGUGCAAUACGUGGGACUGCAUAGCAACUUGCUUUUUUAUAGACACAGCACAUAACGUUAUUGAUUACAUUGAUACUAUAUGGAAAAUACUAAAGCCUGGAGGAAUAUGGAUAAAUGUAGGUCCUCUCCUUUACCAUUUUGAAAACUUGGGAAAUGAACUUUCUAUAGAAUUAAGCUACGAGGACAUAAAAAACGUUAUACUGCAAUAUGGAUUCCAUAUAGAGGUGGAGAAAGAAUCUGUACUGUCAACUUACACUGUGAAUGAACUUUCCAUGAUGAAAUACUACUAUGAAUGUGUGUUGUUUGUGGUGAGAAAACCAGAAUAA